Molecule: messenger RNA, 1902 nt
Organism: Sorghum bicolor (sorghum)
Lineage: Eukaryota; Viridiplantae; Streptophyta; Magnoliopsida; Poales; Poaceae
Product: acyl carrier protein 3, mitochondrial
Exons: 4
Coding region: 305-733 (142 amino acids)
Biological process (GO): fatty acid biosynthetic process
Cellular component (GO): mitochondrion
Molecular function (GO): acyl carrier activity; acyl binding
Source: RefSeq, a predicted model, not a curated record
ACCCGAGGCCCAAAGCGUUGAGCUUCUGAAGCGGGGAAUCCAAAAGUAGGCCCAAAAUAACAUUUUCCCCAGCAAGCCCCAAACCGGCGAACCCAGCCAGGCCUGCUGCUGGCGUCACCACCGGCACCCAGGCAUUCCCCACCGCAACGCCAGCCGCGCACCGCACGGGAGAAUCCGGAGCCGCCGCCCUGCCUUCCGCUGACGCAGCCCGCAGCUUCCAAAAACUCUUCUUGCUCAGCUCAGUCACCUGACCUCCACCGUUCCUUCGUCGUCGCUCUCGGUCCACCUACCGAAGGAGCGCGACAUGCAGACGGUACGAGGUGUGGUGCUGCAGCACCUCCGGCUCCGCGCGGCGCCUGCCAUCGCUGCACGUGGAGGCAGCGGGAGGCCGGCGCUGUACGGGUUCGCUCGGGGGAUGAGCGCGCCGGCGGGCCAGGAGGACAGUAAGGGAAGCAGCAGCCCCGACCCCGAGAGGGACAUCAGGACGCGCGUCGUUAACCUGGUCAAGAAGUUCGACAAGAUCGACGCCGACAAGGUGACUGAGACUGCAGACUUCCAAAAGGACCUGAGCUUGGACAGUUUAGACCGGGUGGAACUUGUUAUGGCUUUUGAACAAGAGUUCUCCAUUGAGAUUCCUGAUGACAAGGCUGACAAGCUAACCUGCUGUGCGGAUGUUGCAAAAUACAUCAUAUCGGAAUCUCAAAUCAGCGAUAAAAGUGCCGGUGGCUCCUGAGGGGCAGAUGAAAGCGAGUGCAAUGUUUCUUUUUGUGCUUAAAUGAAUCUUGGUUAGAAAGGGUGAUUUAUGCGCAGGGUUUCUUUUCACUUUUUCCAGUAUGGAAGGAAAUGCUCUUCAAAUGCCUUAUAUAGUCUGUUAAUGUGAAAAUAUCUCUACCUUGGUAGUUUAUUACAAGGGAAGGUUUUUAUGUCGAUCAUGGUUGAUGUUCAUGUCUUACAAUACUGAAUUCUAUCAGCAUAGCCAAUGUUAUGUGUUUUCUUUAAAGUGAUCUUUUUUUUUAAAAAAAAAUCUCCUGCUAUGGAUAUUUUGGUUCUUUUAACUGCUGCUGUCCAGAAUAUUUCUGACCUGUGAUAUCAACUGACAACCACCAAAUGGUUGGCAUGCGACGUGGUGCCAUAUGACUGGACCACGUCACUGCAACUUGUGACCCCUCAUGCUAUGGAAGAGAUCGAGCCAGGGUAGCACUCGCCUUAUCCACCACUUCUGUUCCUGAACACCGUCACACAAGUACUACUACCAUAUCAUGUGAUGUGCAUGAGGCAGGGGAGUGCUUUGCUCCUCCACACCAGCCCAGCCAUGGCCAAGGUAGCUCCUCCUCUCCUCGCCGCUGGGAGCUGCACCGCCAUCACAGCCCAGCCUUCGUCGAGGAAAGGCGCUGCCGGUUUGUUCGCCAGUCACAUCGUCAGCAAGCGUGCAAGGAUAAUAGCGAAGCUUGGAGGAGAUGGUGAGCUGAAGCCUCCAGGCAAGAAGAAGUUCAUCACCAGGGAAGAGGAGCCAGAACAGUACUGGCAGACUGCAGGGGAGAGGGAGGGCGAGAACCCCAUGAUGACACCCCUGCCCUACAUCAUCAUCUUUGGCAUGUCCACCCCCUUCGUCAUCCUCGCCAUCGCCUUCGCCAAUGGCUGGAUCAAGGUCCCUGUGCGAUGAGCACUUGUCCAUGACCAUGACGCGGUUGCGCAAUCAACCAAUCAGAUCUUGGAUGUUGAUUGCCCUGCAUCUUAUCCAGCGAGAGUCCUGCGAGUUUGUACCUUCAUAUAUAGAGACAAGAGUUCUUGUUUGUGUAAGCAUAAUUGCAUGAUCAUAUGGUGUAUGUUUAGUAUGUAACUCAAAACUUUUGGAGCUCCUAAGUGUUUACCCUUUUGCAAUAUAACUUCAGUCUUCAGGCA